Molecule: messenger RNA, 1672 nt
Organism: Pristis pectinata (smalltooth sawfish)
Lineage: Eukaryota; Metazoa; Chordata; Chondrichthyes; Rhinopristiformes; Pristidae
Exons: 10
Coding region: 198-863 (221 amino acids)
Source: RefSeq, a predicted model, not a curated record
GGCUACAUUCAAUGGUAAUGGCAUGCAGUCUUGUGACGCUUGGUGCUGCUGUGCAUCGUCAAGAAUAUAUUGGAUUGAAUUCUUAAGAAUGGGGUUCCUGAAUUCCUGGGACAGCACUGUAUAUGAGCAAUAGAAAUCAGAGGAUAAGAUAAUGCACAGUCUCUGGAGUUCAUUCACAUCGUGAUUUUUGAAGGAGAAUGGCACUGAAAUUGGAAAGAAAACGUAUCAAGAAAGAAAUUGAAAAAUUAUUGAGAAACUACAUUGGCACCAGACUUCAUGAAAACAACUUCGAUCCCAAGGGAAAAAUGGAGUCAACUUACUUCACUGAUCUGGCACAUUAUGAGCUGGCUAUCAAUGUUGCUUUGCUUUGGUUAACUGAUGAGGAAGACUGGGAAGUUCCUGAAAAUGAAAAAGUGACUAUUUCAAGUUGUGCUCUUUCUAAAUACCCAAAUAAAAUGGAAAGAGAAGCAAUGAUCCUUUCUUCUUUCGCUGGAACUUUAAUGAACAAUAUGCCACUAGAAGACAUUCUUGAACUUUACAGAUUUAGGCCCUCAAUGUCUCCAUUCUGUAAGAGAGCAAAGGGACAUGUUCAACCAUCCAUUUUGUCCAUGCAUCCUUCUGCAAUGCUGACUGCAGCCUGUGCAGCAGAACAUGCUAGAAAAUUGAGUAUAAAACUGAAAGUCAAGAAAAUUGCCUCAAAGCAGGACUCCCUGAGUCCCUCUACUACAAGUCGACCUGCUGGCCAGCUACAGGACAAUUAUAGUGUGUUUCAAGAGAAUUCAGUAUGUACGGUCAAUACAAAGACUUUUAAGGAACAGUUGUAUGGGAAACGAGUAGCCGUCCUGGAGAAGACAAUGGAAUAGAAGAAACAGGAUGCUAAGCAGAGUUUGAGGAAGUAAACGAUUGAUUUUCCAUCACAUGUAAAAGCAAAAAGAAAAAGUUAAACUUCAAGAUUUUACUCUUGAUUAAUUUUUUUGGAGUUAGAAGCAAUUUAAAAUUGCACGUGAACAUAUAAGGAAAACAACUUGUUCUUUUAACCCUUCUCUUAUUUAUGUUGUUGCUUCUAAAAUAUUUUAUUGAGCUCCAAAUAUUCUUUGAUAUUAUUGAAGCAGUCUUGAAGCCAUAGGUAUGGAAGAUGGAGAACUGUGUAGUCUUAGAUGUGCGAGAUAACAAAGUGAGUAGACAACGUGUGUAAAAUUGGUGGUGUGUAGUCAAGCUGUAACAGUGCAGUUACAGCACUGGCAUCUGUCCAAUGAUGUGGAAAGUUGCUCAGAUAUGUCCUAUUAACAAAAGAGCAGGACAAAUCCAACCCAGUUUGUCAUUGCCCAGUCAGUCUGCUAUCAGUCUUUGUUCUGCAUUUGCCUGGAAGGGUACAACUCUAACAAUACUGAAGAAGCACAAUACCAUCCAGGAGAUGUCAAUCACUAUUGUAGAUCUUCUCUACCACCAACCACAGUGGUUGCAGGGCCCACCAUCUACAAAAUGCAUUGGUGUUACCUAACCAAGUUACUCCAGUGGCACCUCCCAAACCAGUGAUCUUUGCACCAAGAGAGACACGGGCAGCAAGCGAUAGAAAUGACACCACCAGUGGGCUCCCCACCAAGUCACAGACCAUCUUAACAUGGAAGUACAUCGCCAUUUCUUCAUCAUCACUGGGUUUAAAUCCUGGAAC